ACGAAUGUGGUUUGAAAGAAGUGUGUUAAAAACGCGUGUGAAUUUCGUAAAUCGCUAAUUUUUGCGGAUUUUGUGCUGUGGCCGCUCAGAAGGAUUAUUUCGUGGAACCAGAAUUAAAUCUCUGGCAGAUAGUGGUUCCAUUAAACAGUACCGAGUUCGGAUAAAAGUCAAACCCGCAUUGGGCGAAGGUUUUUCCUUUUCGUUCGUUCGUCGGUGUCCGUGUCUUCUUUUUGGUUCUUUUGUUCCCGUUCCCUGCAGUUUCGGCACCGAUAGGUUUUAAAGAAAAAAGAAUUUGUCGUUCCGUUUGUCUAUUCCUUGUCCGGAUUCGGAUUUUAGAAAUCGUUAAAAGCAGGUAGAAAUCGUAGCGCUACAUAAGCGUUUUGUGAAAGGAUAGGCUAAGUGACAGUGACUGCGAGUAACAAAAAUGGCCCAAGAUAACGAUUCGAACGAGAUCAGUGCGAAAUUCUCCACACUAAAUGUAAAUGCCUUGGAAUUCGUGCCAAGCUUUGCUAGCUCGGCAGCAUCCGCGGCCGCCGCAGCGGCAGCUGCUGCAGCAUUAGUCACAUCGACGGUAUCCAAUACUACUACUACUACUACCACCGCCACCGGAGCUUCCUCGUCCGGCGGUGGCAACUCACCAACAUCCGCCGCGGCUACACCAACGCCACCGUCCAGCAGUGCGGCUCCGGUUCCCAUGGACGUGAAGGGUGAUGAGGAGGCCAAAACUCCAGAGAAUAAUGAAAGCGAACCCCUCGAUAGCUGGGAUGCUGAAGAAGACUCCAUACUAACACCGGAAGAUGAAGAGAUGGAGCUGGACGACGGUGAGGUUGAUGGUGAAAGUGUAGUUAAGGUAUCCAAAAAGAAGCCCCCGAAGGUGGAGGAAAGCAAGAGUAAGAAGGAGCAUGUGAAUGUAGUAUUUAUUGGACACGUUGAUGCUGGUAAAUCGACUAUUGGUGGCCAGAUUAUGUCUCUUACAGGAAUGGUAGACAAACGGACGUUGGAAAAGUAUGAACGGGAGGCACGUGAAAAGUCCCGAGAAAGCUGGUACUUAUCGUGGGCACUCGACACAAACCAAGAAGAACGCGAUAAGGGCAAAACGGUAGAAGUAGGCCGAGCCUAUUUUGAGACUGAAAAGAAACAUUUCACCAUCCUAGAUGCACCAGGACACAAGAGUUUUGUGCCUAAUAUGAUUGGUGGAGCUGCCCAAGCUGAUCUGGCGGUUCUGGUUAUUUCGGCGCGAAAGGGCGAAUUCGAGACUGGCUUUGACAGGGGAGGGCAAACUCGAGAGCAUGCCAUGUUAGCAAAAACGGCCGGUGUUAAACAUCUGGUGGUGCUGGUUAACAAAAUGGACGACCCGACCGUGAACUGGGACGUCGAGCGGUACAACGAAUGCAAAGACAAAAUCCUACCAUACCUCAAAAAGUUGGGCUUUAACCCUACCAAGGAUCUAACAUUUAUGCCGGUGUCAGGUUUUACCGGUCAAGGCCUCCGAGAGCAGAUUGACGAGUCCGUCUGUCCAUGGUACCGAGGGCCAGCCUUUAUUCCUUUCAUUGACGAGCUGCCUUCACUGAACAGAAAAACCGAUGGUCCCUUUAUUAUGCCAAUCGUAGAUAAGUACAAGGACAUGGGAACGGUACUAAUGGGCAAAGUUGAAUCAGGAGUAGCGAAGAAAGGAACCAAUCUACUCGUAAUGCCGAAUAGAACACAAGUGUCUGUCGAUCAGUUAUGGUCGGAUGACGAGGAAGUUACCGCCGUGGGGCCUGGUGAAAAUGUUAAAAUCAAAGUGAAAGGCAUAGAGGAAGAAGACGUUUCGCCUGGUUUUGUGCUUUGCGAUGCCUCAAACCCAAUCAAAACCGGUAAAGUUUUCGAUGCGCAAGUAGUUAUCUUAGAACACAAAUCAAUUAUCUGUGCGGGCUACUCGGCAGUUAUGCACAUACAUUGUGCAGCAGAGGAAAUUACAGUUAAGGCUCUUAUUUGCUUAGUGGAUAAGAAGACUGGUGAAAAAUCAAAGACGCGGCCGCGUUUCGUCAAACAAGACCAGGUCGCCAUCAUGAGAAUUGAGUGUUCCGGAUUGAUUUGUCUCGAGCAGUUCAAACUAUUCCCGCAGAUGGGUCGUUUUACGUUGCGAGAUGAAAAUAAAACCAUCGCCAUCGGUAAAGUGCUAAAGGUUAUUGAAUAAAUGGUUUUCACUCCAAACCAUACACCAGAUGACAUGCAACUGCUAUUGAAAACAAACAGCAACCACGCUAUCUCGUCCUCUGCCGUUGUUGGAAAUUUGUCCUUCUGACGACAAACACAAAGAGAUCAUCAGUCAGUAGAGCAACAACCUUAAACUUCUCGGUAGACAACUCAAUGUAGUUUUUUGCACGUGCAACGCCUUGUUCUUGUUAUAAUUACCUUUUAUUUGGAAUGAUUGCUUCGAAAGUGAGCAAAAGUUCUGUACCCGGUCUCCGAGAUUAAUUUGCAGCAUUCGUUUCGUAUUUCGCUUAUUCAAGUGAAUGAAAAAAUAUCCCGACAAAGAUAUAUUAUGGGCUUAUAAUUACAAUCACCAUGUGCAGUAAAAGAGUAACUAAUUGAGAAUAUUCAAAUCGCGGAAGCGGAGGACUGAACUUAUAUACAAUAAGGAAAUAAGAAAACUACACUUUAAACCAGUAACAAUUAAACUAAAAUAUAAAAAAAAUGGAACAUCAUACGCAUCAGGAACAAUAAUCUUAAUGAUAACACGAUAUUAUAACGACAAAAAAAAAUCCAAGACAAUUUGGCCAACCGCCCGAGCGAGAGAAGUUCUUGGAACUGUGUGAUAAUACAGCCCGCAGGCGAACAUGAGUGCACAUUUUAAUGCGAUUUAUCGGCUCUUGGAAAGGGAAGCCAUUUGUACUCGAAGCAUCUCCGGAAAAUUCUCGAAGGAAGAAAACGCGUUGAGAGCGAUCGGGAGACAACAACGCUGAUGAGUAGUAAAUAAAAUCUAUUAUGCAAAAACAAUUGUUACUUUUAAUUUGUUUCUUGAUACAAAUUGCUUAUUAUUGUAAGAUUUUUAGCUUUUUGUACGGAAAUCACUGUUCGGGAAAUUACUUAUUGAAAACAGAACACAAACAGCAGCAAAAAGCAUCAAUAAAGGACACAGAAUGAGAACGAAGUAAAGCAAAUUUUACGCAGAGGUCGCUUCUGAAACCAGAUCCAACAAAAUACCAAGUGCUUCUCGAUUUUUCGAUAUUGUACUGCACGUAAGAGAAUGUUUGGUGGCAGUAUUUUGUAUGCAAAUACAGCGGAUGAAUGUAAACGGUGUGCUUGCUGCGAGUGUAUGUGUAUGAUUAGGGCAGCUUGCGUAUGAUGGCCCUAGACAUUUAAUUUGGCAUGACGCCGUUCAUUAGAAUAAAAAUGAAUGCACGCGAUUAUAGGGCAAAAUGAGAGUUAAUUUAAUUAGAGCUACGCUAUUGAAAAAGGUUUACACACUCAAAAACACAGCAUAAAGCAUCCAGCAAGCAGAGAAAACAUAAGCAGUCAGCAGCGUCGAGAGUAAAGUGCAUUGUUGGAAAAAAUGACGGGAAUAAGCUACCAGAGACACAAACACACAAUAAAAUUGUAUCGUGAAUAGAGGAAAGAAUCAUGUUAAAACGAAUGCCACAAGCGCAAAACAGAGAAUGGAAACUAUUCUACAUUUAAUCAAAACAGCAAUGAAAACUCCUUUAACUAAUUAUUAUUGCUAUUUUUCGUUUUUUAUUUGUUUAUCUUUUAAAGAAAAGAAGUAAAAAUAAAACCUCCCAAAAAC
This is a messenger RNA of Sabethes cyaneus, 3769 nucleotides long. It is a transcript of the gene eRF3, whose product is annotated as eukaryotic peptide chain release factor GTP-binding subunit ERF3A. The transcript has 9 exons. NCBI's taxonomy places the organism in Eukaryota, Metazoa, Arthropoda, Insecta, Diptera, Culicidae. Gene Ontology annotation, biological process: nuclear-transcribed mRNA catabolic process, deadenylation-dependent decay; translation; translational termination. Gene Ontology annotation, cellular component: translation release factor complex. Bases 425 to 2179 code for a protein of 584 amino acids. The record is from RefSeq and is a predicted model, not a curated record. Gene Ontology annotation, molecular function: translation release factor activity; GTPase activity; GTP binding.